Molecule: messenger RNA, 4973 nt
Organism: Lymnaea stagnalis (great pond snail)
Lineage: Eukaryota; Metazoa; Mollusca; Gastropoda; Lymnaeidae
Source: the annotation of a GenBank genome assembly
AGAGGAAGUUGAACUCUGGCGGUCGGUCCGUGCUGCAGCCAUGUUGAAUAGUUGUAACAAACUAGGAGACAACUGUCAAAAGACAGACUUUUACACGGGGGUAAAGACAGACUUUUACACGGGGGUAAGUGAAUCAUUACAGAGGCCUUUCACACUGGCUUGAUAAAAUCUGUUGCUAAAAAUUAAUUCAUUCACCGGUGCAUUUAAUUUUUUGUUUCGUGAAUCGGAAAAAGGGGCGGUGCCUGUUGUUUUGUCGUUAAGACUAGGCGUGAUUUGAUCUGCAAAUAGGAGGACUCGUCAUAUGUGAUGACUUAAGAGGGGAUGGGAUAGAAAUAACCCCAAUGAAAUGUUGCACUUGAUUUAAAAACAAAAAAAAUCCAUGACUUAAAACUAAAUAAAAUGGAUCAGCUCCUCCAAAUUGGGUUGUAAUCUCCUUGUCUCGAAAUCCCUACCCACUCCCCACCCCCUUUUCUUCAACAACACACAACAACAACAAAUAUUUUUAAAAUCGCUAUUCGUUGACAUUUUCAUAAACACGAUCCGACCUAGGCCUACACAGACGGGUCUGACACGAUCCGACCUAGGCCUACACAGACGGGUCUGACACGAUCCGACCUAGGCCUACACAGACGGGCCUGGUGAUAUGAUAUCUCUUUACUUCAUCAAUAAAAGUUGUAUGAUCUAUUUUAGUAUUAACUAGCAUGAACUAAUAUUAAAUAGUUUUCUCCUGCCUUCAUUUGGUUUAAUAUUAAUAGCGUUCAGGCCUACACAAAACAACAAACACAGUCAAGUCAUGCGUUAAGCCCAGUUUAUAAAUACCGGGAGGCAGUCAACAAGAAAUAAAUCAAGGGUUAAGACAAAAUUUCUAAUAGAAAUAGAACGACAUUUAUUAAAUUAAAAUAGAAAUUCUAUGUCUAUUACAUCAUAUGUGUCAAACUCAAGGCCCGCGGGCCACAUGCGGCCCACCGUAAAAUUAUAUCAGGCCCGAGAGGUCUUGUCCGGAUUACAAUUAUAUUUGGCCCGAGAAAUAAUUUUAUGCAAAAAUAUAUUUUGAUGUUCCUGCGAUAUAAAGUCCAACUCAAUUGACUAAUUAGCAGCCUUACCGAACGAUAGGCUACCUGAGAGCGUUCUCCCUUCGAUCAGAAUAAGCGAAAAUAAAAGUUGUGUAGUCGUUACAAUAACCUGGCAACGUUCAGCUGCUCGUUUUUGGAUUGGCGCAUAAGAAAUGAAAGUGGUGUAGUGCCCGGAUAUUGCAUCACAUUUCCCCGCUUCGGAUAAGGGUUACGUGACAUCAAUCUUCAUCUUCUAUAUAUUAAGGCCCCCAUGAUCAAUUUAUUAAUAAUUUUGGCACCUAUGCAUGUAGAUGCGAUUUGAAAUGUUUCUGUGCCUGGUGUUGAUGAAGAUAUUUCACUGAUUGCAGGCGUCUGUCCGUAGAUACAAUUUUUUUUAAAAAUCAAAGCUAGCCUUAAAAUGACCAAGAGAAAAGUUGAUUCUGAAAACAGGGCCCUUUAAAGUCAUUGUGAGGCUUUUUGUCCGUACAUGGCAUCCAGAAGAUCUGUUAAGCUUAGCGUAUAGAAUGUUUUUCCUGUUCGGCCCACAACCUUACGUGUGAUUUGAGAUUAAACUUUAAAUUCAGUCUAUACAAGGUACCCAUAUAAAGUGAUUUCAAGAAUGAAAAUAUGCGCAAAUCAAAUGACGGAAAGAAGAAUGAUACAUCCGAUAGUCAACAAUAAUUAACGUGCGUUGACGCAUGUGGGCCUCCGAUUGGCCAAACCUUUAUUAGAAAUUUAUUACAGUCUACUUUGUCAAGAUUCAAACACUCAAAUUUAAUUGAAGCAUUGUGAAGGAGCAAGGUACUUAAUAUAUCAAUUUGCGCGAGGUACUACGUUAGAGAUAUGUCUUGGUGCUUCUUUCUUUACUCUGCUUUAAUGUAGGCUAUUCCUUUUAUAGUAUUAAGGGAUGACUCUAUGUCAUUGAGUAGGACCUAGUUUUUAGGUAACUUUCAUUUAUUUCUUUUAUUUACCUUCCAGGUUAUGUAAACCAUUCAUCACUAGGAAGAGUGUAAUUUAAUGUAAAACUGACGUCACACUGUGUAGGCAACCAACCAUGACCAUAGAUACACAACUUGCCCUUGGAAUAGUCAGCUGUCUAGGACACUCUUGGCCGGAGAAGGUCUUCUGUGACAUCACAGUGGCCAUCGAUGGUCAAGAAUUCAAAUGCCACAGAUUUCACUUGAGUGCUUGCUCCGAGUUUUUUAGAGUUCUCCUUGGUUCUAAUCUGUCCUUGGAUUAUUUGAUUAUUAAAGGAAUUAGUCCGGACAUAUUUGAACUUAUCCUGGACUCAAUUUAUAAAGGAGAGAUCAGAAUAACAGCAGACAACAUGAUAGAUCUUUGGUACGCUGCCAAUCAACUUGAAAUUAGAUUUUUACUUGAAGAAAUUGAAAACUUCAUCAUUUCAAAUAUAUCAAAUGAUAAUUACUUGCAUAUCUUUGAUGUUGCCCAUGAUCUUAAAGCUGCUCGAGUUUUGACAGGCGUAUGUGAGGCAUUGAUUGUGAACUGGGAGAAGUUUAGACAAGAUCAUCGGUUUCUAACUUUAUCAUGUGAAGAACUUCAAACCAUUAUUCAAAAUGCAAAUACAAUAUCCUCUGAUGAGUUGGUAGAAUCCAUUCUUAUAUGGACAAAUUAUGAAUUUACAGCUCCAAUCAAGAACAAUAUUCAAAACUUCCCUUUCUCCAAAGGAAUAGACGAUGAUAAUAAAUUUGUGGAGGUAACAUUGAAGAGUACAGUUAACCUUGAUAUUAGUGACAAAAUAAUCGACUAUAAUCACUUAACUAGUAUCAAUAGAAAGGAAAUAAUUGGCAAACUUCUAGAAAAUGUCAAGCUUGACCUCAUUAGCCUGCAAGGUCUUAAAAAAUUGUUGUGUGAUGAUACCGUCAUGGAUUGCAAGGAAGCACGUGACCUAGUCCGUAAGGCUUUAGCGUCUAGUCUAGAGCGUACAUAUACUACAGCCGCUGUUCCAGAGACCCCCCAAUCGAAUGAGUCAAAAGUAGAUGGCCUAAUGCCUUGUGUUUUAUUUUUUGAUUGGACUCUCCAACUGAAAGCUUUUAGUUUCAACUCAAAUACGUUUUACUCUUUGAAGUUAAUCUUCAGCAAAUGGCAUGAUGAUGCUUCAUUAACUGAUCAUUUCGUGAUUGAAAACAAUCUUUAUGUUGUAAUAAAUUAUUUAAAUCCCGUGCCUUAUCGUGUCAUCAACAAAAUUUCCCCGGACUGGACCAGUGAAACCAUUUAUUCUUUUAAGACAAAUUACACGGAAAUUGUUAUUGGUUGCGGUAACUUCUUGUACAGAUUCAUCAACCAUCUGAGGAGUGUAACGAUUGUAAGAUGCAAACUUGGAAGUCAAGUGUGGAAUGAGGUGGGAAAGUUUGACAAGACUGGAGAAAUUUCAUGCGUCUUUUGUUUCCGAGAUAUAAUUCUGGUGUAUGUUUCUGAGAACAAUAAAACUGAAAGCUUCACCCACUUCUACUACUUUGAUACAACAGAAAGAAUUUCAAGAUUAUAGUGAAACUUAUUUGUAAUUCUUCUACAUUGUCAACUUUUAUAAUGGGUGAGAAAAUGUAUAUUUUACAUGAAACUGGUAGAAUAUGGGAAGUUGUCAGAAGUGACAAAGUGGAAAUGGUCUAUCGUGAACAAAUUCGGGAUUUUAAUCUGAGGGUUUUGGGGGUUUUUGUACACAACAAUUCUCUGUUUGUCUUCUGUGACUUACAAAGUGCAUUGCAACCCUUGCCAAGAGUUUGCUCCCUUGGAGCUAUUAAAUAUGUUAACGCUUUCAAUGUCAACAAAAAAUGUCAACACAUGCACGUGCCCAAAUCCUGGUUAACUGAUGAAAUAUGAAGAAAAAAAAGCGCCAAGUAAAUGGUAAAAUAGUUAAGAAAGACAACUCUUAAUUAUAGAAGUCAAGGUUAUUGUGCUUGGUUCUUGAAACUUUUGUCUGUAAGCAUUUCGUCACCUAUGUAGGUCUAACCAGGAAUUGUGAAAGAUCUUACUUAAGAAAAAUAUUCUCUCCAUUUCCAUCCUAAGGAAUUAUUGCCUUUAUCGGUUUGAAAACAGAUGAAAUUAUACAUGUAAAUAUCGAUGGCAUUUAUGAACUAAAGCUAGUACUAAAUAAUCAACUUUUAUUUCUGACCAUAGUCAAACAAGCCAGUAUGUUAUACAAUAAAAUUGUAACAGUUUCAAUGCAAAGUUUAAAAAUUAGAUAACAUCCUGACAGUUAUUUUAAUAAUUGGCUGUGAAAGUUGAUGCCAAGACUCAAGUAACUCUUGUAUAAUGUUACUUUCUGUCAGAUAUACGAAUACAAACACAUCAAGUAUGAUGUGUUUAGAUAGUUUUAGCAAUUUUGUGUGUUCGCGCGUGUGUGUGUGUGUUCUACUUGACUUCUGCUAUACUUGACUUCUGUACACCGUGUUAUUUUAUUUUAUAAUAAAAUAAACUGAGGUUCUAGGUUUUUGUAAAAACGUUUGUAUUUGUUUAUGCUCAUCAUAUUAAUCUGACCUAUUGAAUGUUCAUUUUCAAUUCUUGUCAACCAAGUUUCAGCGCUGCAGUUCAGUUUUAUUUAAAUUUGUUGUUAGAAUUCACCAGCAACAUUUUUGUUGUAAAUCAUUAUGCUUUAUAAUGUUAUAGUCUUUACACCGGUAUAUGUAUAACACAACAUAUUGUCAGACUUUCUGCAACUUUUGUUGUCUACGUUGUUGAAUUUCAUUUGCUUGUCAUUUUACAUUGACAUUCAACCAUUCUUUCGUCACUGUAAGUGACCUUGACCUUGAACCCGAAGGCGUGUGAAUAAAUUCAAUCUGUGGAUUUCUUGAAGAUAUAUUAUGUUUGUAUAUUCAUCCAUGGUCAUGUCAGCAAAUAAUUAAACAAGUAUCUGCAUACAAGAGAACCAAUUUGAUAUCCAAAUGUGAUCAUUUUAUUAUCUAG